Durio zibethinus is the source of this 1753-nucleotide messenger RNA. Its product is annotated as protamine P1 family protein. The record is from RefSeq and is a predicted model, not a curated record. Lineage: Eukaryota; Viridiplantae; Streptophyta; Magnoliopsida; Malvales; Malvaceae.
AGGAAGGUGUGAACACUGAGCACUACAUCUUCAGUUUCUUACCAGAAGCAAAGACAGCCAUCCCUGAGUCUCCACACGCAAAAUCCACAUGUUUUUAUAGAAAGACAAAUAACCAAAAUACAAAUCCUUUCCAUCUCCAAACUCAAAAGCUUCAUACACACACACACAAAAAACAUACAAAGAACUCGUGUAGAUAGAGAAUCUACAAAAAAGAAGAAGAAAGAAAGCAGAAAUCUUUGCAAUCUUCAAAGAGAAAGGAAAGUUUUUUUUUUCUUUUUUUGUGAAAAUGAAGCUAUCAUCAAAAUCCAUAUCGAGUCCGGGUCGGGCUGAGAAGUAUCCGCCACCAUUGAUGCGGUUUUUGAGAAGCAAUGUUGGGAGCAGAAGCAGGGGAAGGUCACGUACAAGCCCAAUGUUUGUUAGAAGAAAGAACACCGCCAUUGAAACCCAAGAGCCUUCUUCGCCAAAAGUCACUUGCAUGGGUCAGGUUCGUGUCAAACGCUCCAAACAAAGUGGUUCAAAACCCGGUCGAUCCGGAGCCCUGAGCCGUCGCCAUAGCCGCUGUAAAUGGAUGAGAAAUGCUCUGUUUUGUCAUCAUUUAUCUGAGAAAGUCAAGGCCAAGCCUUUUUGUAGACCUGCUUGGAAGAAAUGGGGUUGGUUUUUCCAUAUGGGGUCUUGUAGUAGAAAACCCAAAACUAGAGAAGAUUCAUCGAGAUUUGGGAACAAAAUCGAAGAUUGUGUGAAGGAAAAUGAGGAAGAAGAAAGUGAAGAAAAUGAAAAGGAUUCUAAGAUUUUUGUAUCUUCUUCCUGUUCAUCACCACCCAAAAAUGCUUUGAUUUUAACACGUUGUCGAUCUGCUCCGUAUAGAUCUUCUUCUUUAGCUUGUAGAUUUUGGGGUUCACCUUUAGCUAACCAAGACUCAAAAGAAAAGGAAACAGAGCUAGAAAACGGAGGAUUUAAAGAAGAAAAAGAGAAUCCCACAUCAGAAAAGCAGUCCAUUUGUAGAAAUUCGGAUUACGUAUCCCAAACGGAUUCAGAAACUGAAGAAAAGCCGGGUUGUUGCAAGGAAUUUGAAGAGAAAAUCAUAGAAAAAUUCGAAAACAAUGACGAGUUGAAAACGGGGCAAUUUGGGAAUGUACGGCCUCUAAUUCUCACUAGAUGUAAAUCAGAACCGGCAAGAACAGCUGAAAGACUAGAUCCUGAGAUGAGUUUCCGGAAGAAGGGAAGGUUGGGUUUCACGUGAUUCAUUUAAUUUCUAUCUUUCUUUCUUUUUUUUAAACUAAUUUUCUGAAUAUUUUUGGUUAUUUUAGGAAGAAGCUGUAAUUUAUUUUCACUUGAAUGACUUCGUUAUAUCAACAUCUAGAGCUGUAAGAGAGAAUCUCUAUGGCUCUUAAAAGUACACUGGAAAAUGAAAUCAAUGGUAAAUUUUGUUUGUGUUUUAAAAUUUUUCUUCUGAAACAUCGUCAUGGGCUGCUGUCUUUAGAGGUGUUGGCAAAUUUUUUUUUUCUCUUUUGAAAGGAAAAAAGUGUUAUCUGCUUUUGGUUCCAGGCACAGAUAGGGCCUUUCUGAGGGGGUUUUAUGGUUCUUUGAUUAGUUUCAUGGAUCUUUGGAUACCAUAACCAGAUUUUAUAUUUGGUCGAAAGUUUAUGCAGUUUUAUGGACCUGCAAUUUAAUUUUCAUUAUUUUAAUGUUUAUUCUCUUUAAUUAAACAACGAGUUUUUUGUUAAUAGCAAGAAAAAACAGAAAUGAUUGGUUU